Messenger RNA from Verticillium alfalfae VaMs.102, 814 nucleotides. RefSeq lists its product as hypothetical. The record is from RefSeq and is a predicted model, not a curated record. Bases 1 to 444 code for a protein of 147 amino acids. NCBI's taxonomy places the organism in Eukaryota, Fungi, Ascomycota, Sordariomycetes, Glomerellales, Plectosphaerellaceae. The transcript is spliced from 3 exons.
AUGGCUCCCUCCGCCAAGAACCUCGCAGGCACCUCUCGCCCCCAUGCCCACGCCAAAGCCCGCAAGGCCAAAACCCAGCAGGCGCGCGUUGCUCUCGCCAAUGCGAACCGCGUCGCAAAGCGCGAUGUAAGGCGCGGCGCCCGCCCUGGACUACUUCCCAACAGCGGACCGCAGGCAGCACUGAGCCGCAAGAAGGCGCGCAAGGUCGAGAAGGCACUGGCACACGCUGCGAAGAGGCGGGAGGAACAAGAGGCAGUUGAGGGCUCGGACGAGGACGAAGAGGCGGACGAGGAAUACGUUAACGCGGAGGAUGAGGAGGAAGAAGCUGAGGUUGAGAUGAAAGAUGCUGUCGAGCCCAAGGCGUCCAAGAAAUCGAAGAAGUCGAAGAAGGGGAAGAAGGCUGUUGCAACAACAACGGAUAUGGAGGUCGAUGAUAUCGCUUGAACAGCUCUUCGUGAAACGGGAGCGCUUGUAGAGAGGGAAGCGAGCCCGAGAUUGUACUCAUCAAGCCUGGGGCUCGCUUUGAUCAUAAUGAUUGACGAAAUUGGAAUGCGGUUCAUCGAUUCGUGCUGCGGCAUCUUAAGAUACUUGUGCGAGACUGUUAUGGUGGAGGUCAGCAUGAUUGAGCGCUCGAUUGCCUUCAGGAGUGCAACCACAAAGCGUGCGGAAAUGUCGAACCGGACAGACAAAGAUCGCGGCAACGCCGGCUCAUCUGUAAUCGACGGCAACGCCAUGUACCAUUCAUUGCGAUGGAGUGCUGCUAUGAUCUACAAAAUUCGAGCAUCAAUGCCUAGUCGCACCAGAUUUAGCCACA